Messenger RNA from Malaclemys terrapin pileata, 1827 nucleotides. RefSeq names its product R3H domain containing like (gene R3HDML). The transcript is spliced from 6 exons. The record is from RefSeq and is a predicted model, not a curated record. Lineage: Eukaryota; Metazoa; Chordata; Testudines; Emydidae. Bases 411 to 1172 code for a protein of 253 amino acids.
UAUACUGUUUGCAGCCUGACCGGGUUCAUAAUACACACCGCUCACAACAAGCAGAGAACUCGGCAGAGCUGGGCUGUGUGUACACAGGGAAAAGGCCAUAAAUUGCCUAGCAGAGCAUUUUUCAAACUUUAGGACGUUCCCCGGAGGAAGAGUUAAGAUGUAGAUUUUGCGUCAGAUGCUAUCAAAGGCUCCUAGGACUUGGCUAGGUUAAAUCUCUCUGCCACAUGUGCCUGAGCAGGUUGUUUGCAAAGGUCAAGCUCCCAGGCUGUUGCUGCAGCAGCUAACAUUUCUCAGCUGUUCUUGGCUCAGUCCUCAAGAUACACCAUCAGAAGGAAGAAGAUUUGCCUUAUUUUUUUGUUUUGUUUCCCAUUUGAAAGUAGACAGUUGCAAAAAAAAUAAAACAAGCUAAAAUGACUUUACUACACAUGCACCUGUAUUUCACUGGCUUGGUCUUCUGGAUUAUACCGAAAUCAACCUCUUUUGUGCUGCCCAAUGCCACCGAGCUCCUGCACCCCUCCAGCAGCCCACAGGCUGGCUUGGUGUCCGGCCUCGGGGUGCCGAGGAGUCGUCGAAAGCGAUACAUCUCUCCGCGGGACAUGAGCGCUCUUUUGGACUACCACAACCAAGUACGGGCACAGGUGUCUCCGCCAGCUGCCAACAUGGAGUAUAUGGUGUGGGACGAGAGACUAGCCAAGUCUGCUGAAGCAUGGGCCGUACAGUGCAUAUGGGACCAUGGGCCACCACAGCUGAUGAGAUACAUUGGUCAGAACCUCUCCAUUCACUCUGGCAGGUACCGGUCAGUCGUGGAUCUUGUGAAAUCUUGGUAUUAUGAGAAACAGCAUUACUCCUUCCCCUACCCUCGUGACUGCAACCCCAGCUGCCCCUCCAAAUGCAGUGGUUCUGUCUGCAGCCAUUACACCCAGAUGGUGUGGGCCUCCUCCAACAGAAUUGGCUGUGCCAUCAACACCUGCUCCAACAUGAACGUGUGGGGCAGCACCUGGCGGCAGGCGGUGUAUUUAGUGUGCAACUAUGCCAUCAAGGGCAACUGGAUAGGAGAAGCUCCUUACAAGGUGGGGAGACCGUGCUCGGCCUGCCCCCCCAGUUAUGGUGGCGUCUGCAGCAACAACAUGUGCUUCACGGGACUCAAAUCCAACAAAGUGAGCUGGUUCUGAGCCUCCGAGAGCUCUUCCCGGCGGCUGGAAAAGCGGAGCUGCGGCUGGCGACAGGAGAGCGUGGGAAACGCCAUGUACAAUGUUGUGUAAACUAGGAGAAUUAUUUAUAACAGUGACAUUCCAGGCUGCUUCCCCCUCCCCUCCCCUCCCCCCCCCACCCCUCCAGCUGCAUUUAGGAAGUGUUAGUCAGUAACUGCUCUAAAGAGCUGGCAGGAUCUUUCCCUAUGGUUAUUCUGUUCUAUCCCGGCUGUAGCCCACUCCCCUAACGCUGUGUAGGGAAUGGCUGAGCUGUCACUUUGUCUCUGUGUUACACAGCUCCCGAGGGAGCGCAUGGGGUGGUGUUCCUCUGAGGGCAGUAGGUGCAGUUAGGUUCCCAGGGUAGCAGAGUGUCGAGGGAAAAGUCAUAGUGGGAUGUCUGUCCCCUUUCCAGCUCUGUGAUGCCCCCUCCCCCCCAGCUCACACGUAAGGCAGAUGAUCGUUGUCAAUAAUGCUCAGGCUUUCCUCUGAGCGUCCCCCAUAUCUGAUGGUCCAGGGAGGAGCUGGGAGGGCUGAGCAAGCAAUGGGGAGGACAGUGCGCACCCACGGCCUCCCUUGUCAGUGGUUCCACAUUCAUCCUUCCCCAACCUAACAAUAAGCCUCUUUGUCAGAACUUUAC